CGCGGGCGGCGGCACCGAGCGGCCGCGGCGGCAGCAGCGGCGUAGGGAGCGGGCCCCCGGCGCCGACUCCACCGACCCAAGGGGCGGCGGCCGCUGAGGGUCUGCGGGCGGGCGCGUGAUGAGGAAGCACCAGCGCCCGACCCUGCUACGCGUCGAAGCUCGCUCGGAUCCGGGCGUUGGCAGCCGGUGGGCCGUGGCCCCGGGAAUCUCCGCCGCUAGCCCUAGUCAUCCCUUCCUAGCUUUCGCUUCUCCGCUUUAGCCCGGAGCUGUCUCCGGCGGCCGCCCUCGGCCCCGCGGCCCUUCCCUGGUCGUUUCUGGAGGGGUCCUCCCUCCGCGGCGUCUGGAAGCCCAGUGACGCGUCAGCCGGCGGGACAGCUGAGCUGCUUCUCUGGGAAAUUAGCCCCUGCGUCCUCACUCCCCUCUCUGCUCCCGCCCCGGCGUCCCUCCGACUGGCGGGACGCUGCCUCCCCACGCUCGAAGCGAGUUCCCGGGACUCCCCCAGGGGGCUGGUUCGCAGCUUACCCCUUCCCCUCCGCGGCGGCGCGCGCCCCCGCCCCCGCCGGACACACUCGCGCCCCGGCCGGCGCGCCGCCCUCCCGCCCGCUCCCUCCAGUCACCCCACCCUUAGCCGUCCCCGCCACCUUACUCCACCACCCUCCCCCGCCGCUCCGCGCACUCCGCGUCCCGGCCCGGCCUCCCGCUCCUCUCUGCCAAACCGCUCACUUGCCAGCCCUUCGCCCCCGGGAAGAAGAAACAUUUCCCGGAGCGCACUCCUCAGCCCUCACUCCCCGCCGCGCUCGCCCUCCCCUCCCCCUCCGCUCUUUCUUUCUUGGGGGAGGGGGGCUGUCGCCGUGGAUUGAAGGCCGUUGAUUUGUAUGUAUUUGUCCCAGCGCCGGAGGCUGCCCCAGCCGCCCGCGCGGGUGCCGCCGCCGCCGCCAGUGGAGUUGCCUCCCUGCUUCCCUAGGGUGGUUAGGCUCCACCAAACAUGUCGGCUCCUGUCGGGCCGCGGGGCCGCCCGGCUCCCACCCCGGCGGCCUCUCAGCCGCCCCUGCAGCCCGAGAUGCCCGACCUCAGCCACCUCACGGAGGAGGAGAGGAAAAUCAUCCUGGCCGUCAUGGAUCGGCAGAAGAAAGAAGAGGAGAAGGAGCAGUCGGUGCUCAAGGUCAAAGAAGAGCCCAAACCACAACCGACGCAGUGGUUUCCCUUUAGUGGGAUCACUGAACUGGUAAAUAACGUUCUUCAGCCCCAGCAAAAACAGCAAAAUGAAAAGGAGCCCCAGACAAAACUUCAUCAGCAGUUUGAAAUGUACAAGGAGCAGGUGAAGAAGAUGGGCGAAGAAUCACAACAGCAGCAAGAACAGAAGGGUGACGCCCCAACCUGUGGUAUCUGCCACAAAACUAAAUUUGCUGAUGGAUGUGGCCAUAACUGUUCGUAUUGCCAAACAAAGUUCUGUGCUCGUUGUGGAGGUCGAGUGUCAUUACGUUCAAACAAGGAGGACAAAGUGGUUAUGUGGGUAUGUAAUUUGUGCCGAAAACAACAAGAAAUCCUCACUAAAUCAGGAGCAUGGUUUUAUAACAGUGGAUCUAACACACCACAGCAACCUGAUCAAAAGGUUCUCCGAGGACUGCGGAACGAGGAGGCGCCUCAGGAGAAGAAGGCAAAACUGCAUGAGCAAGCCCAGUUCCAAGGACCCUCAGGUGACUUAUCUGUACCUGCAGUGGAGAAAAGUCGAUCUCAUGGGCUCACAAGACAGGAUUCUAUUAAAAAUGGGUCAGGAGUGAAGCACCAAAUUGCCAGUGACAUAGCUUCAGACAGGACACGAAGUCCCUCAGUAUCCAGAGAUCAGAAUAGAAGAUACGACCAAAGAGAAGAAAGAGAAGAAUAUUCACAAUAUGCUACUUCAGAUAACGCCAUGCCUAGAUCUCCAUCAGAUUAUGCUGAUAGGAGGUCUCAGCGUGAACCUCAGUUUUACGAAGAGUCUGAUCAUAUAAAUUACAGGGACUCCAACAGGAGAAGUCAUAGGCAUUCCAAAGAAUAUAUCGUAGAUGAUGAGGAUGUGGAGAGCAGAGAUGAAUAUGAAAGGCAAAGGAGAGAGGAGGAGUACCAGGCGCGCUAUCGAAGCGAUCCGAAUUUGGCCCGGUAUCCAGUAAAGCCACAGCCCUACGAAGAACAAAUGCGUAUUCAUGCUGAAGUGUCCCGAGCGAGGCAUGAGAGAAGGCAUAGUGAUGUCUCUUUGGCAAAUGCUGAACUGGAAGAUUCUAGGAUUUCUAUGCUGAGGAUGGAAAGACCAUCAAGGCAGAGAUCUAUAUCUGAACGUAGAGCUGCCAUGGAAAAUCAGCGAUCUUACUCAAUGGAAAGAACUCGAGAGGCUCAGGGACCAAGUUCUUAUCCACAAAGGACCACAAACCAUAGUCCUCCCACUCCGCGGAGGAGUCCAAUACCCAUUGAUAGACCAGACAUGAGACGUACUGACUCACUACGGAAACAGCACCACUUAGAUCCUAGCUCUGCUGUGAGGAAAACAAAACGGGAAAAGAUGGAAACAAUGUUAAGGAACGAUUCUCUCAGUUCCGACCAGUCGGAGUCCGUGAGACCUCCACCACCAAAGCCUCAUAAAUCAAAGAAAGGAGGUAAAAUGCGCCAGGUUUCAUUGAGCAGUUCAGAGGAGGAAUUAGCUUCCACGCCUGAAUACACCAGUUGUGAUGAUGUGGAGAUUGAAAGUGAGAGUGUAAGUGAGAAAGGGGACAGUCAAAAGGGAAAAAGAAAAACUAGUGAGCAGGCAGUUUUGUCGGACUCUAACACCAGGUCUGAGAGACAAAAGAAAAUGAUGUACUUUGGUGGCCACUCUUUGGAAGAGGAUUUGGAAUGGUCUGAGCCUCAGAUUAAGGACUCUGGGGUAGAUACCUGUAGUAGCACAACCCUUAACGAGGAGCAUAGCCAUAGUGAUAAGCACCCUGUGACGUGGCAGCCAUCUAAAGAUGGAGAUCGUUUAAUUGGUCGUAUUUUGUUAAAUAAGCGUCUAAAAGAUGGAAGCGUACCUCGAGAUUCAGGAGCAAUGCUUGGCUUGAAGGUUGUAGGAGGAAAGAUGACUGAAUCAGGUCGGCUUUGUGCAUUUAUUACCAAAGUAAAAAAAGGAAGUUUAGCUGAUACUGUAGGACAUCUUAGACCAGGUGAUGAAGUAUUAGAAUGGAAUGGAAGGUUCUUGCAAGGAGCCACAUUUGAAGAAGUAUAUAACAUCAUUCUGGAGUCCAAACCUGAACCACAAGUGGAGCUUGUUGUUUCAAGACCUAUUGGAGAUAUCCCUAGAAUACCUGAUACCACACAUGCGCAACUGGAGUCUAGUUCCAGCUCAUUCGAAUCUCAAAAAAUGGAUCGCCCUUCUAUUUCCGUUACCUCUCCCAUGAGUCCCGGCAUGUUGAGGGAUGUUCCACAGUACUUGUCUGGACAACUUUCAAGCCAAAGCCUUAGUAGAAGAACAACGCCUUUUGUUCCUAGGGUUCAGAUAAAACUAUGGUUUGACAAGGUUGGUCACCAAUUAAUAGUUACAAUUUUGGGAGCAAAGGAUCUCCCUUCCAGGGAAGAUGGGAGGCCAAGGAAUCCUUAUGUUAAAAUUUACUUUCUUCCAGACAGAAGUGAUAAAAACAAGAGAAGAACUAAAACAGUAAAGAAAACAUUGGAACCCAAAUGGAACCAAACAUUCAUUUAUUCCCCAGUCCAUCGAAGAGAAUUUAGGGAACGGAUGCUAGAGAUCACGCUCUGGGAUCAAGCUCGAGUUCGAGAGGAAGAAAGUGAAUUCUUAGGAGAGAUUUUAAUUGAAUUAGAAACAGCAUUAUUAGAUGAUGAGCCACAUUGGUACAAACUCCAGACCCAUGAUGUUUCUUCAUUACCACUUCCCCACCCUUCUCCGUAUAUGCCACGACGACAACUCCAUGGAGAGAGCCCAACAAGGAGAUUGCAAAGGUCAAAAAGAAUAAGUGAUAGUGAAGUGUCUGACUAUGACUGUGAUGAUGGAAUUGGUAUAGUAUCAGAUUAUCGACACAAUGGUCGAGAUCUUCAAAGCUCAACAUUAUCAGUGCCAGAACAAGUAAUGUCAUCAAACCAUUGCUCACCAACAGGAUCUCCUCACCGAGUGGAUGUUAUAGGAAGGACUAGGUCAUGGUCACCUAGUGUCCCUCCUCCACAAAGUCGGAAUGUGGAACAGGGACUUCGAGGAACACGGUCUACUGCUGGACAUUAUAAUACAAUUAGCCGAAUGGAUAGACAUCGUGUGAUGGAUGACCAUUAUUCUCCAGAUAGAGACAGUCAGUUUCUUACUCUACCUCGCUCCAGAUACAGUCAGACCAUUGAACACCAUCACAGGGAUGGCAGGGAUUGUGAAGCAGCAGAUAGACAGCCAUAUCACAGAUCCAGACCAACAGAACAACGGCCUCUCCUAGAGCGGACCACCGCCCGCUCCAGAUCCACUGAGCGUCCUGAUACAAACCUCAUGAGGUCGAUGCCUUCAUUAAUGACUGGAAGAUCUGCCCCUCCUUCACCUGCCUUAUCGAGGUCUCAUCCUCGUACUGGGUCUGUCCAAACAAGCCCGUCCAGUACUCCAGUAGCAGGACGAAGGGGCCGACAACUUCCUCAACUUCCACCAAAGGGGACACUGGAGAGAAACAAUGGAGUCAAGGAGAUAGAACCUUAUGAAGAAGAAGUGGACUCCACAAGGAGAAGACAUACAGGUGCUAUGGAUAUAGACGAGAGAAAUCGCCAAAUGAAAAUUAACAAAUACAAACAGGUAGCCGGAUCAGACCCCAGACUGGAGCAAGAUUACCAUUCAAAGUACCGAUCAGGAUGGGAUCCUCAUAGAGGGGCAGAUAAUAUUUCCACUAAAUCUUCGGACAGUGAUGUAAGUGAUAUAUCCGCGGUUUCCAGGACUAGUAGUGCUUCUCGUUUCAGUAGCACAAGCUACAUGUCCGUCCAAUCAGAACGGCCAAGAGGAAACAAGAAAAUCAGGCCAAAGGGAGUAGAAGAGGGAGGGCAAGAAGGGGAUAAACACGAAGAGAUAGUUCAUGAGGAGGAAGAGGUAAAGCAAGAAAGACUUAAUGAGAAUGAGAAAGGGACAGAGAUCACAAACACAAGUAAUAAGGAGAAAAACAGAGAAUCAGGAGACGAGGAAAAAGCACAAGAUAUACCUGAGCAAGGGAAAGAAAAAGAACAGUGGAAUAAAGAGGAUUUGCAAAGACGAUUUUCACAAGAUGAUGACAGUGUCUUUACAUCCAAAAUGCAAAGCAGACAAGUGGGCAUCUCAGGGAAGAACAUGACCAAAAGCACCAGCAUCAGCGGAGACAUGUGCUCGCUGGGGAAGAACGACGGCAGCCAGUCUGACACCGCAGUGGGUGCCCUGGGCACCGGCGGCAAAAAGCGGCGCUCUAGCAUUGGGGCCAAAAUGGUAGCUAUUGUUGGCCUCUCCAGGAAGAGUCGCAGUGCUUCUCAGCUCAGCCAAACGGAAGCCGGCGGUAAAAAGCUCCGGAGCACCGUCCAGCGAAGUACAGAGACGGGCCUGGCUGUGGAAAUGAGGAACUGGAUGACUCGGCAGGCGAGCCGAGAAUCUACGGACGGCAGCAUGAACAGCUAUAGCUCAGAAGGAAAUCUGAUCUUCCCUGGCGUCCGCCUGGCCUCCGAUAGCCAAUUCAGUGAUUUUCUGGAUGGCCUUGGCCCUGCCCAGCUAGUGGGGCGUCAGACUCUGGCUACACCUGCAAUGGGUGACAUUCAGGUAGGAAUGAUGGACAAAAAGGGACAAUUGGAGGUGGAAAUCAUUCGGGCUCGUGGCCUUGUUGUAAAACCAGGUUCCAAGACACUGCCAGCACCAUAUGUAAAGGUGUAUCUGUUAGAUAAUGGAGUCUGCAUAGCCAAAAAGAAAACAAAGGUGGCAAGAAAAACGCUGGAACCCCUUUACCAGCAGCUAUUAUCUUUUGAAGAAAGUCCCCAAGGGAAGGUUUUACAGAUCAUUGUCUGGGGAGAUUAUGGCCGCAUGGAUCACAAAUCCUUUAUGGGAGUGGCCCAGAUACUUUUAGAUGAACUGGAGCUAUCCAAUAUGGUGAUUGGAUGGUUCAAACUUUUCCCUCCUUCCUCCCUAGUAGAUCCAACCUUGGCCCCUCUGACAAGAAGAGCUUCCCAAUCAUCUCUGGAAAGUUCAACCGGACCUUCUUACUCUCGUUCAUAGCAGCUGUAAAACUGUUGUCAUAGCAACCAGCGUUACAAAAAAAUUAAAAAAAAUCACAGGUCGCAAACCCUGGUAACACUGCAUGCUUAAUGUUGUGUCUUCUGAGCCUGUUUCUAGGGAUACAAAGCGAUCCUGUGUUCUCAGAGGAAGUUGCACACAUUGUGCCCUAAAGAUGGCCCUCAGGUGAAAGAGCAGUUAUGAAGAACUAUCAGGUUUGGAGUUCAAUAACACUCGAGUUUUGGUCCAAUCUGAAGCCAUGGAUUAAUCUCAAAGAAUCAGUCAGUUUCAUGCAACAAAAGCCCUUUUCAAUGGCACCUUUAUAUUUUUAUCGUUCCUUUUUCUUCAUUUCUCUGACCCCAAAGCCCUGUUACGCCACAGAAAUGGAGCUAUACAGUCAUUAAGCCAUGUUACAGGUCAAGGAGUGAAGUCCUAGGAAGCAUCAGGUGAAAAGCAAGAGACCAAAGAAGUGGUCCGGGACAGACGUCAGCCCUCCUCUGGAGUGUGACCAGCAGCGGCCAGUCCUGCGUGAACAGUGGCAGACUCAGAGCUCCAGCGGGCACGCCAUUCACUAAUGCCACGAUGUGUUGGACUCUGAAAAACAAAAUUCUGUGGCUACACUGUACUGAAUGAAAUUAAACUUUUUUUGCAUGGACACAGAUUAGCUGAAUACUUAAAUUAUUUUCUUGGGGCUGCAACUUGCAAAAAAAAAAAAAAAGAAUAAAAAUCAGCCAUUUUCAACAAUUUAUAUUAUUUUUAAAAGUAAAUUUCACUAUUGCAUGGUUUUAAAAAGGGGAGAGAACGCAACAGGGUGGUACAAAGAGACACCAUGUUUAUUCUUUAAACUGAUCAUAGUCUGUGUUUUGGCAGACAUUACAAAUGAGAAUACUUUCUAGAAGAUACUUAAAAUUCUCUUUAUGUGACAAAUAAGCAUAAUAUAUUCAAUUUAUUUCCAUGUUAAAUAUACAAAUCUUAUGAAGUUCAAUAUGUGCAAAUUGUUCGCAUCUUUCUUCCUCUUCUCUGUCUUACUUUUCCUCUUCGCUCUUUUAAUCUUUUGUUUUCUUUCUCCCUACCAGAGUGAUUAUGCUAAAAGAUUACAAGUUUUUGACCUGAUACUCCUUACACCCCAUGUUUGAUUCAGAGCUAUAGAUGCUUCUGAAUUUAUGAAUUUCUCAAGGGGGGGAAAAAAAAACUAAGAGCUUUCUUUAUUUCAAGCAUGUUGAAAAGGAUUUUGCAACAUGACUUGGGAGUACAUUAAAGUAAGUCAGCAUGUAUUUGAUAAAGAAGAUAUUUGAACUUUUGCAAUUCAUUGUACAGUGCAUGGUACUUUUAUUUUCACCUUCAAAGUUCAGUUUACAGGAAAACCCUACAAUCAUGUGGCCAUUGUAAUGUCUAAUAAAUUUGUUUUUAGCACCAGCAUUAUUCAUACAGGGGUUAAAGUAUUAUUUCUAGAAGGUCUUAGGUUUUGUUUUUUAAUUAAUUAAAGCAAUUUCUUUAGCCAAUUUCCAUUUACUAUGUGAAUAGAAACACUGCUAAAAAUUUGGAGCCUGAAACACGGGGCUGUUUAUUAAUUCAUUUUUCUGUAGUAAAAUACAAUUUUUCACAAAUUAUAUUUCUAAAGAAAUAUAGUAAACAUAAAUAUGCAACAAAUAAUUUUAAAGCUCCAAUUUUUAGGUGACUCAAAGAAAGUCAUUCUGCCUGUUAAUAGUUCUUUCAUGCCAUCACCAAAAGUCUACACCACAAAUCCCCUAGGUCAAACCCCUGCCUUUGGUUUUACAGACAGUUAUUACCAUUGGGUGGUGCUGCAAGGUUGAAUUUCUCUUAAGUUUCCCUAUUGAGAGGAGAAGUCACUGGUUAAUGUAACAAACCACCCACACUUUCUGUUUCUUUAUGUACACUUUGAUAAUGCAUUCUUACAGGUCGAUUUCAAUUUCUUACAGUAACUUUUGAAAUCCACAUACAUACCAGUUAAGGCCAUGCACAAAAAUUGCUUUCUUCUUCUUCUUCUUUUUUUUUUUUUUUUUUUCCCUUUCUAAAUUCCAUGCUGACCAUUAAAAACUAUCAUGCUUGAUAUGGUGCAAAAGUUAAAAUGAGUAUCACUAAAAAUGCCUUCUCUUUAUGUGGUGCAAUAUGAAAUACACCGAGACUGUGUCUUGACAUUCUGAGAUCUACGAUGGACCCAGGUAAAGUUGUUAAAAGAACGAAUAAAACUUUAUGGAAAUAAUUUAGACACUUGUGUACCAGCAGCAAUUGAUUUAAUAGACCUAUAGUGUCUAUACUCUCCCGUAGAAUAAACGUUUACCAUUUUCCUGAUACUAAGAUGCAGUCACAUAAUCUUUUGUGCAUAUUCCUAUAUAAAUUAUUUCUAAUUUUAAUAAGAAGGACAUGACUGUAUGGGAUAUUUGUACAUACUUGUCAUUAUGCAGUAUUUAUUUAAAAGUUGGUGUAUUUUUUUUUUUUUUUAAUUUUCACAUGUCUGCACCUCGACUUGUGGUUUAGUCAUGUAAAUAGCACUAUUCCAGUGACCAUUGCUGCCCUGUACAUAGUAUGUUUUCAAAGUAAAGGGAAUUCCAGUUGGGAAAAAAAAAAAAAAAAGGGCAGAUUAGUCCUGUAAUGAACACCAACUAAUGUAAAUCAAAUUCAUUCUGGUGAUGGUAUUUAACACUUUAAAUAAAACAUUUUCUUUACA
Molecule: messenger RNA, 8894 nt
Organism: Acinonyx jubatus (cheetah)
Lineage: Eukaryota; Metazoa; Chordata; Mammalia; Carnivora; Felidae
Gene: RIMS2
Product: regulating synaptic membrane exocytosis 2
Exons: 34
Coding region: 986-6208 (1740 amino acids)
Biological process (GO): intracellular protein transport; positive regulation of synaptic transmission; regulation of membrane potential
Cellular component (GO): presynaptic membrane; cytoskeleton of presynaptic active zone
Molecular function (GO): small GTPase binding; transmembrane transporter binding
Source: RefSeq, a predicted model, not a curated record